AUGCGCAGUGAAGAAGGGCCUAGGCUUCGCGGAUAAUCCCAACCGUCCCGACCGGCGUGUUGGCUUGAGGGAAGUGGAGGAUUGAUAGGACCAAGAUGAGUUUGUUUGGGUCAACAUCAGGAUUUGGAACUGGAGGCACCAGCAUGUUUGGCACCACUGCUACAGAUAAUCACAACCCAAUGAAGGAUAUUGAAGUUACUUCUCCACCUGAUGACAGCAUAGGUUGUUUGGCUUUCAGCCCACCAACAUUGCCGGGUAAUUUCCUUAUUGCAGGAUCAUGGGCAAAUGAUGUUCGUUGUUGGGAAAUCCAAGACAACGGGCAAACUAUUCCAAAAGCCCAACAGAUGCAUACAGGACCAGUACUAGAUGUUUGCUGGAGUGAUGACGGAAGUAAAGUUUUCACAGGGUCUUGUGAUAAAACUGCCAAAAUGUGGGAUCUUAACAGCAAUCAAGCAAUACAAAUUGCACAGCAUGAAGCUCCUGUAAAGACCAUCCAUUGGAUUAAAGCACCAAAUUAUAGUUGUGUGAUGACUGGAAGUUGGGAUAAAACAUUAAAGUUUUGGGAUACACGAACACCCACCCCAAUGAUGAUGCUACAGUUGCCUGAACGAUGCUAUUGUGCUGAUGUGAUAUAUCCCAUGGCUGUUGUUGCUACUGCAGAAAGGGGCUUGAUAGUUUACCAGUUAGAGAAUCAGCCUUCUGAAUUUAGAAGGAUAGACUCUCCACUUAAACAUCAGCAUCGCUGUGUGGCUAUUUUCAAAGACAAAGUGAACAAACCAACAGGCUUUGCCCUUGGAAGUAUCGAAGGAAGAGUUGCCAUUCAUUAUAUUAAUCCACCAAAUCCCGCCAAAGACAACUUUACCUUCAAAUGCCAUCGAUCCAAUGGUACAAACACCUCUGCGCCUCAGGAUAUCUAUGCAGUAAAUGGGAUUGCCUUCCAUCCUGCCCACGGCACUCUUGCAACUGUGGGGUCUGAUGGCAGAUUCAGUUUCUGGGAUAAAGAUGCGCGGACAAAGCUAAAAACAUCUGAACAGCUAGACCAGCCGAUAUCUGCUUGUUGCUUCAACCAUAAUGGCAACAUAUUUGCAUAUGCUUCUAGUUAUGACUGGUCAAAGGGACAUGAAUUCUAUAAUCCCCAAAAGAAAAACUAUAUAUUUCUGCGCAAUGCUGCUGAAGAACUAAAACCUAGAAAUAAAAAGUAGUGAGUAUAACUCUGUCCAUUAUUCCAUGUUGUUUUCCUGCCACCUGCUCUCCUUUAGUCUCCUUGGAGUUGCCUAUUCAUUCUUUGCAGGACAUUCUGUAACUAACAUCAAAGCACAUUUGGUUGGCUGGAAAAUUAACCUUGCAAGGAAUGCCUGACAUGUGCAUGAAGAUGUGUCCUUUUUCUUAAUAGAGGCAAAAUCCUUGCAUUGGAUCAAGAGACAAUAGUUGCAUCUUUUAAAGGUACUUGUCAGUUUGAAAAACAUGAAUACUGCAGAAAAUCUGAGAGAUCCCCACCUUUCUUUUUUGUUUCCUUGAUGGAAUUCCAUAAAAGAAAGGCUAACAAUUGGGAUCAAGGAAAUAAACCUAAAGACAGUUGUGAGUGAAGUCUUUUUGUGUAUUUUAUUGUUAUAUUUAUAGGUCAGCUUUCUAUUUCAAUGAAAUCUCAAGGCAAUGAUUUUUCUUUUUAUAAUGAAAAUGUAAAAUUUAAUAUUAAACGACUGUCCACUUAGAACAAAAUAAUGUGUUCUUAUUUUUAUUCUGUAUACAUUAUUUUUCUACCUAUGAACGUGAACAAUAAAUUUGUGAUUAAAAAUCC
Messenger RNA from Thamnophis sirtalis, 1798 nucleotides. It is a transcript of the gene RAE1, whose product is annotated as ribonucleic acid export 1. Lineage: Eukaryota; Metazoa; Chordata; Lepidosauria; Squamata; Natricidae. The record is from RefSeq and is a predicted model, not a curated record. Gene Ontology annotation, molecular function: protein binding.